Molecule: messenger RNA, 1623 nt
Organism: Acanthocheilonema viteae
Lineage: Eukaryota; Metazoa; Nematoda; Chromadorea; Rhabditida; Onchocercidae
Source: the annotation of a GenBank genome assembly
AUGGUUAAAAUACUAAUUUUGCAAUGUUGCACAUUUCCCGGAUUACGAUUUUCGCAAGAAGUUGGCCUAACAAAUGUUGGCCCCGGUGAAGCGAUCACCGGUGGUGAAGUAAUUAGGGAUGGGCGACAAAUAAGUUUCGAUGUAAUAGCCAAUGUCCGAAAAGUGGUAGAUGCUAAUACACAUAUUGUUUCAUACGAAGUUACUGUACGGCGAAUGCAUUGUUUGCCGGAUCCACCGGAACCGGUUGUCAAUUUCGAAAAGGAUGCCAGUGAUGAAAUAGUGAAAGUGUUGACAAGAGGAAUCGAUCUUUCAACCUUCCGAAAAGAAAAAACGUUAAAAAAAGAGAAAGUGGAAGAAUUACAAGGCAGAAAAGCAUUCACAGAUCUUACCGCUCAUAAAACUGACGGAAAAAAACAGUACAGGAAAAUCGAAUCCGAUGAGAAAGGAAGUAUGAAAACAGAUGUGCCGAAUAGAAGUGAAGUAAUGCUAAAGAGAGGAGAAGCAGAUGUUAAAGCGGAAAUAGCACUGAAACCCGAUGUUGUUGCUCAAUCAUUGCCUAUUCCACUAAGUAGCCAAAGAUCAGAAAUUGGUUCAGGUGGUACUGGUAGCAGCUUCUCGAGUGAGAAUGGCAUCAGUUUUGCUAAUGCUAAUAACCCAAUAAUUCAGGGAGAACCAAAAGCAUUUGGUCAACAACAAGUAACUGUAUUCAAUGAACAACCACCACCCCAGCUACCAUUACGAGAACCGGAAUUUGGCUUUGAAUCCGUUCAAAAGCAAAUACCAGGCCAAAAUGUUCAACCGGAACAAAAUUAUAAUCACCAACCAUGUGCAACACAAUGUCAACAAACAUCAUGCUUCUUACGGAGAUGCAACCAGGGCUUAGAUCCAGUUUUCGGGAUUCCAACAUUUGCUCCACCGCUCUUUCCACUAACCUUUCCCACCUUACCCACACUUGGCUUUCCAACUGUAGCACCACAAACAUUUCAACCAUUUAUAGGUCAUACUUAUCCUACCAUAGCUCCACCACCCUCGCAACCACCACUUCAUCCCCUUUCCGGUUAUUUCAAUCCAGCUAAUUCCGGCCAUGUUACUUCAUUUAAUUCACCAACAUAUUUUCCCACUACUGAUACUAAAAGAAAUGUUAACGUGAAUGGAAGAUUUACGCAAUUGUCAAUCUCUCCAAUAACUUAUGCUUCUACUACACCUGCUUCCAAUGCAAUUUCAACAGAAACCUCAACGGUACUUUCCGGCAGACCAGUUCUUUUUUCCGGUAAUCAGGCCUCUCGUAGCCAAAUUACAUCAAAGCCGUUAUCAACAUUUGAAGAAUUCAUGGCAAGACUUGGCUAUCAUAACGUAAGCCUCGCUACGCUGGCACCAGCCGGAGCAUUAGUAUUUCCGUCUGAUUUCACGGUGGCAACUCCAUUUCCUCCUCUUUCACCUUUAUUAUAUGCUGCAACUACUGCUCCUGAAAAUUACGUGCAAAUGUUCAUUCCAAAAACCGGCGCUCAACCAUCUCAACCGGAUCAAUACCGUCGUUCGCCUGUAUUGUAUGCACCACAACAAUGGUCACGAACAGAUUUAGAUGAUACAAUGCUACAACGAACAAGCUUACGACAGUUUUGA